CCCACCAUUGUGUCACAGGGAGUUUUUGAAAACAGCUCUUAUUGAGGCUUGUCCCAAAAGCUCUGCUUCACAUCAGCGGUUUGAGUAAAACCGAAGAAGGCAACUAAGAGGAAUCAUCAUGCCUACCAGUCUGUGUGGAACAUGGGACAUGAUCAGCAAUGUCAACUUUGAGGGCUACAUGAGAGCACUUGGUAUCAGUGCUUGUUUGAGAAAAAUUGCUCUGAAGCUGAAGCUGAGGAAGGUGAUUGAGCAGCAGGGAGACCAGUACCUCGUCAAAACUCUCAGCACCUUCAAAAACUACACCAUCUCCUUCAAAAUCGACCAGGAGUUUGGGGAGUUCACAAAGGGACUGGACAACAGGCACAUCAAGUCGACGGUGACAUGGCAGGGAAGUAAGCUGACGUGUGAGCAGACUGGAGAGAAGAAGAGCCGAGGCUGGGCUCACUGGGUGGAAGACGACAAGCUCCAUCUGGAGCUGUACUGUGAAGGAGAAGUGUGCAAGCAGGUGUUUAAGAGGAAUGAGUGAAGAGGAAUGUAGGAGACGUUCUAGGACUCUUCACCCGGUGAUGGAGGACGCCUGGUCCACCACGGCUGACCCUGAAGAAGACCCACAUCAUUUUAGAGAGUGUGGAGCUUUUUUAGGGUGUAAAUUUACGCCACUAGGAGGCAUCCUUGCACUUCUUUUUUACUUGGUGAAGCUGCUUUGACGAUAAUAAGAUGAACACUAAACAUAACGCUACUUUUAGUUUUCCUUUUAUUCGUAAUACUUCCUUGAGGCUCCUAGAGUUCAGUGUGAAUUGUUUGUGCUUGCUGUAAAUUUCCAUGCAUGCUGUUUUGAGAGCAAAUGUAAAAUACUUUUGGAAAAAAUAUGAUUGCUUUUGUACGAUUUCAAUUUUGUCACAUAAAUUUGUUUUAUAAA
Fundulus heteroclitus (mummichog) is the source of this 919-nucleotide messenger RNA. RefSeq names its product retinol binding protein 7a, cellular (gene rbp7a). The transcript is spliced from 4 exons. Gene Ontology annotation, biological process: fatty acid transport. NCBI's taxonomy places the organism in Eukaryota, Metazoa, Chordata, Actinopteri, Cyprinodontiformes, Fundulidae. Gene Ontology annotation, cellular component: nucleus; cytosol. The record is from RefSeq and is a predicted model, not a curated record. Gene Ontology annotation, molecular function: fatty acid binding. Bases 119 to 526 code for a protein of 135 amino acids.